AGCCGUCGGAGGGAGCCGGAGCGCUUCUCCGGAGUUGGUGAUCCACUGGUCGUGGUCCAACAUGCAGAAGUGAGCGAGUGGCGAGCAGCAGAGCCGAUGGGUCGUGAGGAUGUAAGCGCGUUUGAAGGCUUCCACACCCUCUACUCCAGGAAUCAUGAAUAAACUGGAGGAUAAGCAGGACCAGAUGAUACCAUGAAGAGAAGUUUACAGGCCCUCUAUUGCCAACUGUUAAGCUUCCUCCUGACCUUGGCACUGACCGAAGCACUGGUACUUGCUGUCCAGGAACCAUCUCCCAGGGAAUCUCUCCAGGUCCUCCCCUCAGGCAGUCCCCCAGGCACCAUGGUGACAGCAUCCCACAGCCCUACAAGACCCUCCUCCACGGCGACGAACCCCCAUGCCGAUGAACCCUCCUCACAGGCCGCAGCUACCACGGCAACGACAGCCCAUCCAGAUGGGCACCCUCCUACAAACACUGUUCCCACCGUCGUGGUGACAGCAACCACCCCCCCUCCCGAAAGGCCCCUGCUCACAGGUUCCCCUCCAGUUCCUAUGGCAACCACACCCUCGCAUUCAGAGGGCCGCCCCCCGGGGGAGGCCGCCCCCACCAUCCUGCUGACAAAGCCAACAGGAGUCACCAGCCGGCCCACCGCCGCAGUCCCCCGGGCUACCACCCGCAGGCCCCCCAGGCCCCCCGGCUCUUCCCGAAAGGGGGCUGGGGGUUCAUUGCGCCCUGUCCCACCUGCCCCCGGUGGCGGCUACUCUGGGAGGAAAGAAGGCCACCGAGGACGCAAUCAGAGCUCCACGCACCURGGGCCGAAGCGACCCCUGGGGAAGAUAUUCCAGAUCUACAAGGGCAACUUCACAGGGUCUGUGGACCCCGAACCCUUGGYCCUUUCCCCCAGGACACCACCCUGGGGGAACGCCUCUUCGCCACAGCCCCAGACAGUGGCUGUGACCACAGCAUCCGGAAGUACCUCGUGGGCACCCCCCACUACCCCUGCGGUGCCUGCAGAGGACAAGCCARGCCUUAGCAGAGCAGACCAGGGGGGUGUCCCCACCUUCACCAGCCCAGGAGGGGAGCCGGUCGCCACCGCUGCCUCAGGUGCCCCUGCCCGUCCACAACCUGCCCCAGUGCCUUCUCAACGCCCCCGUGGUGACGUGCAGGACAGCCCCAGCCACAGUGACUCUUGGCUUACUGUCACCCCUGGCACCAACAGACCUCCGUCUGGCAGCUCUGGGGUCUUCCCAGCUGCCCCGGGGUCCACACAGGCUGCCUUUGAUGCCAGUGGCUCAGCCCCUUCCCAGGGGAUUCCUCAGGGAGCAUCCACAACCCCACAGGCCCCAGCCCGUCCCCCCGGGGCCUCAGAAAACACUGUUUCUCCAGCCGAGGAGGAGGCAGCGGCCUCCCCCACCGUGACCGACAGGGUGCCCAGUCCUCUCUCCACCGUGGUGUCCACAGCCACAGGAAACUUCCUCAACCGCCUGGUCCCCGCCGGGACCUGGAAGCCCGGAACAGCAGGGAACAUCUCCCACGUGGCUGAAGGAGACAAGCCCCAGCACAGAACCACCAUCUGCCUGAGCAAGAUGGACAUCGUCUGGGUGAUCCUGGCCAUCAGYGUACCCAUCUCCUCCUGCUCCGUCUUGCUGACUGUGUGCUGCAUGAGGAGGAAGAAGAAGACAGCCAACCCCGAGAACAACCUGAGCUACUGGAACAACGCCAUCACCAUGGACUACUUUAACAGGCACGCCGUGGAGCUGCCCAGGGAGAUUCAGUCCCUGGAGACCUCCGAGGACCAGCUCUCAGAGCCYCGGUCCCCAGCCAACGGCGACUAUCGAGACACGGGGAUGGUCCUCGUGAACCCCUUCUGUCAAGAGACACUGUUCGUGGGAAACGAUCAAGUGUCCGAGAUCUAGCUGCAGCAGCCUUCACUCUGCCGUUCCCUAUUUUUCAUCUCUAAAUGAUAAAUAUACAAAUAUAUAUAUUAUAAAUAUAACCUUUGUGUAACCCUGACUUAAUGAGAAACAUUUUCAGCUUUUUUUCCUAAGAAUUGUCAACAUCUUUUUUAUAAGUGUGGUUUAAAAUCAGAAAAAAAAAAAACAAACUUUACAGAAUGACCCGUGGCUUUAUAAAAUAAAGGUAUUUCUAAGCAAA
Urocitellus parryii (Arctic ground squirrel) is the source of this 2152-nucleotide messenger RNA. Lineage: Eukaryota; Metazoa; Chordata; Mammalia; Rodentia; Sciuridae. The record is from RefSeq and is a predicted model, not a curated record.